UCUUCAUCUUAGAAAAGCGUUUCGCAUUCCCGCUCUUACUUCUUUUACCCUCCUUUAUUUCGAGAAAAGUAUUGAUAUAUGAUAUAUUUAUUUUUUACAUAAAACUGGAGGGUUCGCAAUAAUGACCGUAUCUAGAAUAACAAGUCACAUCAAUAUGCCUGCGUGUAUGUCUUGGUUACCGCACCUUGCAGUCGUUACACUUCUCCCGGCAGUGGCUUUUGGGGCAGACUACGGCGAAGAGGUCAAUCCGGCUUCUCAAUUCAAAACAAAAACGAUACCGGACGGAACCAUGCCACGAUUACCGGAUUUCGGAGUGCUUGCAGAGAAUUCUUUGAGUAGGUGGGAUGAUCAGAAUCUUACGCUUACUACGAAUGUUCCAAUACUCGGGAAUUUUCUCGCUAGGAUGCACUUGUCAAACGGGUAUGAUUCUAGUCUUCCUUUGAUAACUUUAACGUAUUAUCCUAUGUAUGAGGGCGUACACUAAUCUUUAAUAAUAGUUAUAUUGGCCUUGCUGAAGCCUCACUUGGCCCUUUUUUCGAGAAAGAUUUCAAUCAAACAUGUCGGGAUGGGAAGCAACCAACGGAACCAUGGCCAGAAUUUAAUCCUCGUCAGACUUUUUCCGGCAUUGUAGGGUUCUUCGAUAGACAGCACAAUACGACUGCAACAAAUUAUCCAGAGCUUCUGGACCGGGGUGAUGAGAGUGUCAUCUCUGGUAUUCCUCACUUUACUGACAUAUAUUUUACGGUUGGUGAGCAGGUGCUUAACGCUACUGUAGACCUGGCUACAAUAACAGACUAUAGCAGUUCAUUGAACUUGAUGGAUGCCACGGCCCGUUGGAGUUAUACGUGGACUCCAAUUGUAAACGGUAGUUCAAGCUUUGAGAUUGAGUACCUGGCAUUCAUCAGUGCUGCUAGAAUCAAUGUCGCUGCUAUUCAGCUUAACGUCACGCCAUUGAACGGAACAACGGAAAAAGUCACUAUAACAGAUAGUCUAGAUGGUAGAAGCGCUGUCAGAUCAUUCCUUGGACAGAAGGGUAAUGAUGCUGCGUCUAUAUAUGUUUCCAACCACCCAAAUGGUCUUCAAAAUGUCUCGGCAUGGACAGUUUCUACGGCAAAUUUUUCGAGCAGCAACACUAACUCUAUCUCACCAAGGUCUAUUGUGUAUCCUAAUGAUGAUACCAUGACUAUUGGACAAGAAUGGGAAUUUGAUCUCAAAUCUGGACAGCCAGUCACCUUCCAUAAAUUUGUUGGUAUUGCCUCGACGGACAAAUACCCAAACGCACAAUUGAUCGCUAGUCAAGCAUCCAGGAAUGCCACAAAUGACGGAUGGGAUGUAAUUCUUGCCGAACACACUGCGAUUUGGAAUCGGCGAAUGGAAAGAAAGGUUGUCGAUUAUCGGAACCCUGCCACCGGCCAUUUGCCAAUAAAUGAUACCCUCGCUGAGGUUGAUCAAAUCAAUGCUGCAGUUAGCCGAUAUGUGAUCCUCCAGACCCUUCUUCCAGAAGACGAUAGCAAUCUCAACGAUAAUGGCGUUGGUGUUGGAGGAAUUACUGCAGACCCGUACGGUGGCAUGACUUUUUGGGACAUGGAUAUCUGGAUGUUCCCUGGUAUAGCUCUGACUGACCCUGACUAUGCUCUCCAGAUGAUCAAAUAUCGGGUCAAGAUGUACGCUCAAGCCAAAGUCAAUGCACAGGAGGCUUAUGUACAGGAAAAAUACAAAUUCGAUAAUGAUUCUGUGUUAUAUUCCUGGACUUCGGGUAGAUAUGGCAAUGCAACGGGGACGGGUCCCACAUUGGACUAUGAGUAUCACAUUAAUACAGAUGUGGCGAAGAUGAUGUUGGAUUAUAGAAGAAUUACCAACAACGAGGAAUACUUCAAAGAAGAGUUGUGGCCAGUGGUAAAGAGCGUAGGUCACACUAUCGAGGGAGUACUUCAGAAGGAUGAUCACGGAAAAUGGAAUAUCUGGAAUAUGACUGAUCCUGAUGAAUGGACUAACCACGUCAAAAAUGGUGCCUUCACUCAAGCAUCCUUCUUUCAGAUCAUGAACUCCAUUAUCUCCAUCAAGAAGCAAUACGACGAGACGAUUCCAGCUACUUGGCUCGACAUCGUCGAAAACAUCACCAUACCCGUUUCUUCCUCCGGUAUCACUCUCGAAUAUGAAGAAAUGCCCUCCAACAUAACCGUCAAACAAGCCGACGUAACUCUACUUCUCCAUCCUCUCUCUCUCCCCGAGUCAUCCAAAGCCAUAAAUUACACACUGGAAAGAAAACAAGCAGACCUUCAAUACUAUACACAGAAGCAAUCACUCCAUGGUCCAGCCAUGACAUUCGCCAUUAACACCAUCGCUACACUCAGAUAUGGAGGUUCUGGUUGCUCAGCUUCCACCUACAAUAAGAUGGGCGUAUUGUCCAAUCUUCGCGCUCCAUGGUUCUUAAUGAGCGAACAAGCGAACGAUGAUACUAAUGCUAAUGGAGGAUACCCUCCCGCGUUUCCAUUUUUGACCGGUCACGGGGGCACAAUGCAAAUCGCUUUCUACGGAUACUUAGGCCUAGAUUCCUCGCAAGACGUUCUCACAAUUCAGCCUACCCUUCCACCACCCAAAAAAUACCUCACAAUGCAUGAGUUCACGUGGGCAGGAUGUACAUUCAGUGCUAGUAUGAGUACUACGCAUACCAAUAUCACCUUUACUGGAGUUUUACCUUCUUCCUCAAAUUCUCAGAACACAACUUCGGUUCCGAUGGUGCAAAACCUCCCUGCAUCUCGCCAUCCACAAAUACACCAUACGCUUUCUCUCAAUCAGACAUAUACAUUGGAGAAUGACAUGUACUGGCAAGGCCUCACCACUCCCAAUAAUCUCCUUCAAUGUCUUUCCAUCAUCGCCUCCGAUGCCUCCGAGCUAAAUCGCUGGCCGGAGAGCGUCAAUGAUGGGGACGUAGGAACGAGUUGGCAGCCCGAGAACACCAAUGAGUCUUCUAUCUCUAUUGACACUAGCCCGGUCCAAGGCGAGAGAAUAAAGAUUAUUAACGUGGUAUGGGGACAACGAAUUCCUACUAGUGCCAUUGCUGUGGUUUUUAAUUCCACCAAUCCAUCUGAAGGACAUAUAUUCCCGCUCCCCCUUCCUGAUCUCAAAAUUUCAGAUGUGGCAAAUAUAAAAACGAUCAAGGAUAUUGAUUCACUAUCAGAUAUCACGUCUUCAAAGGACUCUCCGUACGGCAAUGGGGAAGAGGGCGCCGGUGAUGAUGUGAGGCUUGAGGAAGGUCUCAAGACAACUUAUACGCUACCUGAUGAUAAAUUAGUGUAUAUGGGAGAUACAGCUGUACUUCGUAUAGCUGGGUGUUUAGGUAGUAGCUGUGGAGUUUUUGGAGAUGAGGCAGGCGCUACGGUUGAAGAGUGGGAAAUCAUUGGCGAAGCUUAGGUUGAGGAUUUUAAGGAUGGAAUUACAAUUGAGAUUAAAAUUGAAAUUAGAGUUGCAAUUAGAUAUUUAAGUUUUAAAUAAAGUUGGAAUGGAGUUAGAGUAGGCACUGGUAUGAUAGAGCAUUAUUAUUUUCUUA
Messenger RNA from Sclerotinia trifoliorum, 3550 nucleotides. The record is from the annotation of a GenBank genome assembly. Lineage: Eukaryota; Fungi; Ascomycota; Leotiomycetes; Helotiales; Sclerotiniaceae.